AUGGCGGCUCAAAUGUUCAAUUUGACCACAAGAUUAAAAAAUGGUGUGAGCCUUAUCAAUGAUUUGGAUGCAGCAAGAUUUCCAUUGCUACUUUCUCGGAUCAUUGGAAAAUUUACAACAAAGGGCGAGAAAAUAUUUUCUGAGGAUGAACACACAAAACUUUGCAAUGCAUUCAAGGUUGACAGCAAUAAUUUGCAGAGUAUUUUGGAUACGUCAGUAUUUAUUCUAGAACAAGCGGCCUAUCACACUGCAAAACCAGCCAACCUUGCACAACAGUUAAAGAACAUCCAGCUCGUGGAUGACAAGGUGGAGAUGUUUGUUAAUGUUUGGAAAAAUCAUGGUAAGAAUGUCAAUGAAGAACUAAAACAGAGAAGUAUUGCACCCAAACAGUUAGAGAGUGUUAAAUGGAGAUUGAACUUGCAGAUGGCUGAAGCAUCACGAGAGUCAGACAAUCUUUUGUUAGAAUUCACUCAUGAGGAGCUCUACUCAUUUUAUGAUCAGCUUGAACAGAUCAAGAGUCAAUUAGAUGCUUUAAGAUAG
This is a messenger RNA of Xenia sp. Carnegie-2017, 540 nucleotides long. RefSeq names its product COMM domain-containing protein 10-like. The transcript is spliced from 6 exons. The coding region runs from base 1 to 540 and encodes 179 amino acids. The record is from RefSeq and is a predicted model, not a curated record. NCBI's taxonomy places the organism in Eukaryota, Metazoa, Cnidaria, Anthozoa, Malacalcyonacea, Xeniidae.